CACGUGAGUGCAGUGUCAGUGGGAGGGGACCUGCAGCACUCUCUGAACGUGGUUCUGAUUUCAGACGGUGUGAAGUCACUUACCGGCACCCGCGACUCCACCACAUCACCAGCAUCUGUAAACUACUGUAACCAUGAAGAUCUGGGUGUCAGAGCACGUAUUCAACCAUCCUUGGGAGACGGUGACCAAGGCUGCCAUGCAGAAGUAUCCCAACCCCAUGAAUCCCAGUGUGAUCGGUGUGGAUGUUUUGGACAGAGACCUCGACAAACAGGGACGGCUCCACAGUAAAAGACUGCUCAGCACAGAGUGGGGUCUUCCAUCCAUAGUGAAAUCUAUCAUUGGCAUCUCACGAUCAUACACAUAUAUUCAGGAGCAGUCGGUUGUCGAUCCCAUAGAGAAGACUUUCGAACUUCAGUCCUCAAAUAUCACCUUUACCAACCUGGUGUCUGUGGACGAAAAGUUAACCUACAAACCCCACCCUGAGGAUAAAGACAAAACAAUACUGACUCAGGAGGCGAUCAUUUCUGUGAAAGGAGUCAGUCUCAGCAGUUACUUGGAGGGAGUUAUGGCCAGUUCAAUCUCUGCUAACGCUGGAAAGGGCCGUGAAGCCAUGGAGUGGGUAAUCAUGCGACUGAAUACAGAGAUCGAGGAGCUGACAGCCACAGCCCGGGGGACCAUACGGCCCCCCAUGGCCGCUGCGGUCACUGAGAAAUGACAACCGACUCUCUAUUUUCCAGCAGAGUCAGAGAGAAACUGCAUGACAAUACAACCAGCCUUUUAUGGUGCUCUGAUUCUGUUUUGGUGCUCUGGAAUCAUACUAGGGUACAAUUCAUCUAUCUCAUAUACAUUUUACUAUCUACAUUAGAUAUAUUUUGAAUAGCUUACUGCAACUUAAAGUGAUUAUUUUGUGUGUCACUGGGCAAUGUUGCCUGGCAGGACCGCAUCUAUGAGAGACUCGAUCAAGGACAUGUUUAAACACCACUGUUAUCUGUGGGUUUGAGGACCUUUAGCAAAGAACUACAUGAAGCACUGGAUGAACUGAAAACACAAGAAAAGUGCCAAAGAAGCACUCACACUGCUCUUGGUCCAGCACACAGCCAGCUGAGUUUUCACCUGGCAAAGGUCUCCUCUGGUAUGAACUCUGUUUUAACCCCAACAGCUACAAGAAAACACUUAUGAUGAAGAAAAACUGUUAUGGUGAGAUGUGUAGAAAGGACUCUGAAGUAUACACCUGUCAAGAGACCAUGGCACAAAAACAAUGCCUUGUUGAGUCAGGAGUCAUGUGCAAUGAAUGUCAAGGGUCCAUGGAAAUGGUUUCUGGUGUCAGAGAGUGGAGUUUGUCCAUGUGAUCAUUGACAAUGUGAAGUCAAUUAAGUGUUUCCACGUCAGGUUUAUUUUUGUAACAGCCAUCUCCUAAAAAAACACUUUCUUUCGGGACCUCAUUUUAACAAGACACUGCACCAGGCGACGUACGUAAGCCUGAAUAUGAACUGUGUGUUUUAUGUGUUAACUAAUGUUGUUAUAAAGGUAUUUAAGUUAAAUAAAGGGAUCAAGGUAUUUGCCAUAUUUAUGUUUUUGAAGUAAUGUAUAAGACCUUUUCAAAUGGUGGAUUAGUAUAACUUUUGAUAUGAAUCACUUGGAUGUGUGGAGACGGUACAGUACAAACUUACGAGUUACAGAUUCACUGUACUUGAAUGUGUUAGCUAAACUCAAACAGUUUGAUCAAUAUGCACCAGACUACUUUAAGCUAAGACUUUUGCAUUGACUUGUAUUAUAACAUUUUAACAAAGAAAAGCUGCUACACAUGCUAACUGAUCUGUGAAUGAUAUCACUGUUUGAAUUUGAGAAGGUCUUUCUUUAUGUAACAGACAGCAGUGUGGUGAUGGUGAAAGAUUUACUUUCUUUAACAUAAUAUCCAUAAAUAUAUAUUUUUUACCUGUAAUGGGAAUAUUUAUUUAGAAAAAUGGUUGUUUUGAGGUUUUAUUUGCGACUUGGGUUGAACAUUAAGAAAUGUUACAUUGCAUGCUCUGUUAGAAAAUGUUAAUUUAUUUUGUGACUGCAAUAAGAAACGGUGUCACCAACUGCAGAAUGUGUCAAUAAAUUACAAUAUUCAAACUUGUUUAUUAAAAGAUCUCUGCCAGUAAUUACGUCAUAAAAAAAACAGCUUGUUGUUCAAAAUAAAUAAAUCAGAUCAUUUAAGAAGAA
Messenger RNA from Eleginops maclovinus (Patagonian blennie), 2205 nucleotides. RefSeq names its product PRELI domain containing protein 3B-like. Gene Ontology annotation, molecular function: phosphatidic acid transfer activity. Gene Ontology annotation, cellular component: mitochondrial intermembrane space. Gene Ontology annotation, biological process: phospholipid transport. The record is from RefSeq and is a predicted model, not a curated record. Bases 134 to 715 code for a protein of 193 amino acids. Lineage: Eukaryota; Metazoa; Chordata; Actinopteri; Perciformes; Eleginopidae. The transcript has 6 exons.